AGAAACGGUCACGCCCCCUACUUUAAUCUUGCCUCCUCGAACUCCGUAGCCGUGGAGACCUCCAUUCCCCCUUGCGCGGUCAAGCCUCGCCUCUUACUGGAGUUUGCGCAUGCUCCGCGUCCCCCUCCCACCACCGCGUAGGGCCUACCAAGAGGCUGGGCCUGGCGGGCCCGCCCCCUUUAACCGCAAGGCGGUGUGACAGAGCCUUAGCGAGGGCGUCGGAGAGGCGGCGUUAGGGUGCUGUUGUUGUUGUUGUCGUCAGCGGCGCGGCCCCUUCGCGCUCCCCUCAGCCCCGGCCCUCCUUUCUUGCUUUCUUCCCUUCCCUGCCAGGGGGUGAGGACUCGGCAGCAGGCGCUGCCCCCGGCCAUGGUCCCCCGCCCGCCGUCUUGGAGGCAGGAGGAACCGGAGCGGCCGCCAUUGCCUGAGGGGGCUGCGAGGCGGCUGCGGGAGGAUGGACGCUGACGAGGUGACCAUCCGCGAGCAGAACUUCCACAGCCAAGUGCGGGAGUACACGAUCUGUUUUCUUCUGUUUGCUAUUCUGUAUAUUGUUUCCUACUUCAUUAUCAGAAGAUACAAGAGGAAAGCAGACGAGCAAGAAGAUGAGGAUGCAAUUGUCAACAGAAUUUCGCUGUUCUUGAGUACCUUUACUCUUGCCGUUUCAGCUGGUGCCGUCCUCCUCCUACCUUUCUCAAUAAUCAGUAAUGAGAUCCUGCUUUCUUUUCCGCAGAGCUACUAUAUUCAAUGGUUAAAUGGCUCCCUAAUUCAUGGUUUAUGGAAUCUUGCGUCCCUGUUUUCCAAUCUUUGUUUGUUUGUAUUGAUGCCCUUUGCUUUCUUCUUUCUGGAGUCUGAAGGCUUUGCUGGCUUAAAAAAGGGGAUCAAAGCCCGCAUUCUGGAAACUCUUGUUAUGCUCAUUCUUCUUGCACUGCUUAUCCUUGGAAUUGUGUGGGUGGCUUCAGCUCUCAUAGACAAUGAUGCAGCGAGUAUGGAGUCUCUGUAUGAUCUUUGGGAAUUCUACCUCCCUUAUUUAUAUUCCUGUAUAUCACUGAUGGGAUGUUUAUUACUUCUGAUAUGCACGCCAGUGGGACUUUCACGAAUGUUUACAGUGAUGGGUCAGUUGCUUGUUAAACCAACGAUCCUUGAAGACCUGGAUGAACAGAUUUACAUCAUUUCUUUAGAAGAAGCAGCCAUCCUGCGGAGGCUAAAUGGUGUAUCUUCUCCCGUAGAGUAUAAUACCAAGCAGCUGGAACAGGAACUUAAGAAUGUGAGGAGCAUGAAGAUAAAAUUGGAACGGCGGAAAAAGGCUUCUGCAUGGGAGAGGAAUCUUGUGUAUCCAGCUGUAAUGAUACUGCUGUUAAUUGAAACGGCCAUCUCGGUCCUCUUAGUUGCUUGCAAUAUUCUUUGUCUUCUGGUGGAUGAAACUGCAAUGCCAAAGGGAUCAAGGGGGUCUGGCAUAGGAAAUGCCUCUCUGUCGACAUUUGGUUUUGUGGGAGCAGCUCUGGAGAUCAUUUUGAUUUUCUAUCUUAUGGUCUCCUCUGUCGUUGGCUUCUACAGCCUGCGUUUUUUUGGAGAUUUCACUCCCAGAAAGGAUGACACGACCAUGACGAAGAUAAUUGGAAACUGUGUUUCCAUCUUAGUCCUCAGUUCGGCCUUGCCAGUUAUGUCAAGAACCCUGGGCAUUACCAGAUUUGACCUCCUUGGAGACUUUGGAAGGUUUAACUGGUUAGGAAACUUCUACAUUGUGUUAUCCUACAAUCUGCUUUUUGCCAUUAUGACAACCUUGUGUCUCGUCAGAAAAUUCACCUCUGCAGUUAGAGAAGAGCUCUUCAAAGCAUUGGGUUUAGACAAACUUCAACUUUCACACAAUGCAAGAGACUCUGAGGCAGCGAAGUCCUCUGCCAAUGGGCACCAGAAAACAUUGUGAACAGCAGCUGGCGGAGCUGAGAUCUUUUGACUUCAUGACAUUCCUGUCACUUCAUCACCCUUGGCUUUUUUUAAAAAAAUUGCUUUUGUUUGUAUAUUGGGGUCCAAGUUGAUAAAAAUGCAACCGAGAGAGCUGGAUGCAUGAGACUGCACUCAUUUCUUGCUGGGAUGGGUCUGUCUUAAUUAGUCAGAUGGUGCAGAGACAUCUGGAAAUUAUAAAGAAAACUGCUUUCCUCUUUGAA
Messenger RNA from Heteronotia binoei (common prickly gecko), 2162 nucleotides. It is a transcript of the gene LMBR1, whose product is annotated as limb development membrane protein 1. NCBI's taxonomy places the organism in Eukaryota, Metazoa, Chordata, Lepidosauria, Squamata, Gekkonidae. Gene Ontology annotation, molecular function: transmembrane signaling receptor activity. The transcript has 17 exons. Bases 452 to 1921 code for a protein of 489 amino acids. Gene Ontology annotation, biological process: signal transduction. The record is from RefSeq and is a predicted model, not a curated record.